This is a messenger RNA of Spinacia oleracea (spinach), 1240 nucleotides long. Its product is annotated as protein SEH1. Gene Ontology annotation, cellular component: Seh1-associated complex; nuclear pore outer ring. Bases 74 to 1051 code for a protein of 325 amino acids. Gene Ontology annotation, biological process: cellular response to amino acid starvation; positive regulation of TORC1 signaling. Gene Ontology annotation, molecular function: structural molecule activity; protein binding. NCBI's taxonomy places the organism in Eukaryota, Viridiplantae, Streptophyta, Magnoliopsida, Caryophyllales, Amaranthaceae. The transcript has 8 exons. The record is from RefSeq and is a predicted model, not a curated record.
UCAAGACUAGAGAAGGAGGAGCGGGAAGUAAAACCCUACAAUACGGUGGACAAGAAAAGAGAAAGAGAAAGCAAUGGAGAAAACGGUGGCGACAUUGGAGAAAGGAACAGUAUGCUCAGCUUGGAAUUACAGCGCUCAAAGAUUAGCUACUGGUUCAAUCAAUGGUCUUCUCACCAUCUUCGAUUCUCCUGACCCUGCUUCCUCUUCUCCCUUCUCUCCUUCCUCUUUUCAGGUGCAUGAGGGUAGCAUUGUGAAGGUGGCAUGGGUUCCUCCAGAGUAUGGAGAUGCCAUCGCGUGUAUUUUGGAUGAUGGGACGUUAUCAUUAUGGGAAGAAGUUACAGGAGAGGGGCAAUCACUUCAGUGGAAGAUCUGUACCAAGUUUCAGAAUAAAAGUGCCCGUGUAUUAGAUAUUCAAUUUGGAGGAUCCUCUACUUGUUUGAAGUUGGUUGUUGCAUAUUCAGAUGGGUAUGCCAAAGUCUAUGAGCUCCAAAAUCCUUUGGAACUGAACACUUGGCAACUUCAGGCCGAGUUCCAGAAUGUCAUUGACUCUGUAUCUAAAUUUGCGAAAGCUUCAUGCUUAUCAGCAUCCAUUUCAUGGAUUCCACAAAUAGGUGAAAGCCAGCAAUUGAGCUUCGUUCUGGGAUUCAAUUCAGAUAUACCACAACUCAAUUCUUCCAAGGUCUGGGAGUUUGAUCAACUACAUCAAAGGUGGCUUACUGUUGCAGAGUUGGCUUUACCUGAAAACACUGGUGAUCCGGUGCAUGCAGUUGCAUGGGCUCCCAAUAUUUGCAGGCCGUAUGAAAUAAUAUCUGUUGCAACUCAGAUGGGUAUAGCAAUAUGGCAUAUUGGUUUGCACCCUGAUGUUAACGGACACCUCUCAGUUGAGAAGAUUGCUUUGCUAUCAGGUCACCAGGGCGAGGUAUGGCAAAUGGAAUGGGACAUGAGCGGAAUGACUUUGGCAAGCACCGGGAGUGAUGGGGUGGUUAGGCUUUGGCAGUCUAAUCUGAAUGGUGUCUGGCAUGAGCAGGCAGUCUUGGAACCUACCUCGUAGUGUUGUACCGCGUAAUGGAAUACUUAAGCCGGCCUGUCUAUGGCCGCGAAUUUGUAUGGCUGACAUAGUGACAUUCUUAUAGUGACAUUCUUAUGGUAAUCAAAUUCUAGAGCACAGAUUAUGCAAGAAUUAUGACUCAUUUGUGACCAACUGUCAAAUUUGUGUAGAUGAUAAAUUCUUUACUCGAUA